This is a messenger RNA of Lycium barbarum (goji berry), 495 nucleotides long. RefSeq lists its product as uncharacterized. NCBI's taxonomy places the organism in Eukaryota, Viridiplantae, Streptophyta, Magnoliopsida, Solanales, Solanaceae. The coding region runs from base 1 to 495 and encodes 164 amino acids. The transcript is spliced from 3 exons. The record is from RefSeq and is a predicted model, not a curated record.
AUGUCAAUGAAAUCUAGCAGUAAUUCAGAGGCAAGAAAGGUCUGUGGACGUACUUUACUGAAAGAUAUUUGGAAACUUCCUGCGGGGAAGACAGUUAAUGUACAGUUUAAUAGUCGUAACCAAGCUGUUGGGAAAGAGGGUCGAAAGAUUGCUAGCUUUUUAGGAAUUGUUGCAAGGACUCCAGAACUAACACCUCUGCACAUUGAUGACUGGAGAAUUUUUGGCAACGAGGAAAAGAAGAAAUUGGUGAAUUUUGUGAGGAAGAAGUUCUCUAUCCCAAAACGCGCAGAAGGCUUUGUCUUAAAGUCACUAGGAAAGAAAUGGAAAGAUUACAAGUGCACUUUAAAAGGUGAAUAUAUGGAAAAAUAUAAGACUAAAGACUCUUUGCUGAAAAAUAGACUAAGUCGCAUACCGAGGGAUCAAUGGAGUGGUUUUGUCUCUUAUUGGUUUUCUGAUAAAGCUAAGGUAUCAACAAAUCUUGAAAACGUACUCUGA